GUGUGCUAUACUCUUGGGCCCCCACCUCUGCUGCUUUUACUGGGACCCGGUGUCUGUCUGCAGCAACCACAAACACCUGCCAGCUGAAAGAAGGGGCAAGGAUAAACUGACCGAGACUACAGCCCCAAUGAGCUGGUGUUUCUAAUUUAAACAGCGGGGUGGGGAAACAGCGCCGGAAGUAAAGUAAAAGAGUCGCUUACUAUCAGCUAGCGUUAAAUGUGGUGGUAUCACGCAACAGCUAGCACAUAAAGUUAGCUAGCUGCUAGUGAUGGCUCUAGUUCUGAAAAUAUUCUGUUUGCCGUUGCGUUGUAGCUAGUUCAGUGUAGAUAAAUAUAAAAUUCAAUUAUUUCACGUUAGGUCAGUAACCAUAAUACUAGUCAUCGUGCUUACGUAUCCUCAUCCAACGUAAAAUAAUUAAUCUAGCAACCGUUAUUUUAACGUUAGCCAACUAGCUAACGGCAGCAUUAUUAGUAUCCUAUCCUUUUUUUUUUUUUUUAAUAAUUUGGAGCUUCCCUCAUUGUGUUGUGAAUCAGAAAAGGGUAGUUUUAGCAGAGUCUGAGACCAAGCCCGUGUAAAGUGUUGAGCCUAAAUCUCAAGAUAUGUCAUAUCUAACUAACAGUCCGACCUGACAACUGACAGGAAACGCAAAGUUCACUCUGUCCAGGAAGCAUCCUCACGAUAACACCGUCUUUCUAUUUAACCUCUAAGCCCAGUGCAUAUGAUAUUAAACUUGAUGCUGGUCACUAAUAUCAUUACUUUAGCUGCAGUCAGAAACUUCUACUUGGAGAAGGUAGUCUUAGUAAAUUAUCAUUUGUAGCGUGUAGAGAAAGGUGUCACUUAACCCCAGCCCAUAGUUUAUCCACAAUUUAACAUGCCUCCUAAAAAGAGACCAGUUCCCUUAAACAUUACUCCCACUGGCGAUGGAUUAUCCACCUCCAUCAACACAGAUGUUUCAUCUGAGGCUAAUUUAGAGGCACUUAAGAAAAUAUUGGAAGAGUUGGACCUGGAUGAACAACAGAAGAAAAGAUUAGAAGCUUUCCUUACCCAGAAGGCCAAGGUUGGCGAGUUGAAAGAUGAUGACUUCCAUCGAAUCUGUGAGCUGGGUGCAGGCAAUGGAGGUGUAGUCAACAAGGAGUGCCACAAACCAUCAGGAAUAAUCAUGGCCAGAAAGCUCAUUCAUCUAGAAAUUAAACCUGCUAUCAGAAACCAGAUCAUCCGAGAGCUUCAGGUGUUGCAUGAGUGUAACUCUCCCUACAUUGUAGGCUUCUAUGGAGCCUUUUACAGCGAUGGAGAGAUCAGCAUCUGUAUGGAACACAUGGAUGGUGGAUCUUUGGACCAGGUGCUAAAAGAAGCAAGAAGGAUUCCUGAAGAGAUUCUGGGCAAAGUCAGCAUUGCUGUUUUGAGAGGCCUUGCCUACCUAAGAGAAAAACACCAAAUCAUGCAUAGAGAUGUUAAGCCUUCAAACAUACUGGUGAAUUCACGUGGUGAGAUCAAGUUGUGUGACUUUGGUGUGAGCGGGCAGCUCAUAGACUCUAUGGCCAAUUCCUUUGUUGGGACAAGAUCUUAUAUGUCGCCUGAGAGACUGCAGGGAACCCACUAUUCUGUGCAGUCAGAUGUAUGGAGUAUGGGCUUGUCCCUUGUGGAGCUGUCAAUUGGACGAUUCCCCAUCCCUCCUCCAGAUGCUAAAGAACUGGAGGCCAUAUUUGGAAGACCCAUAUUGGAUGGUAGUGAGGGGGAGACACACAGCACUUCACCCAGACCUAGGCCACCGGGUAGACCCGUCAGCGGUCAUGGUGCGGUAAUGGCUAUCUUUGAACUCCUAGACUACAUAGUAAAUGAGCCUCCCCCAAAACUACCACAUGGUAUAUUCACUUCUGAUUUCCAGGACUUUGUGACAAAGUGUCUCAUCAAAAAUCCAGCAGACAGGGCAGACUUGAAAAUGUUGAUGAAUCACACGUUUAUCAAGCGGUCUGAGGCGGAGGAGAUAGAUUUUGCUGGCUGGCUUUGCAAAACCAUGGGGCUGAACCAACCAAGCACUCCCACACGUACUGCAGACUGAACACACAAUCUGAUGACACUCGCGCACACAGUAUAUAAAAACAUAGAGAAGCUGCUGCCUAAGACCGUACACCAACACAUAAACAUCUUGUUUGCCACAUCCUCCCUCAGGUGAACCCCUAAAGGCUCCACUUAUCAAAUCAACUGCUGACAUUCAAGCCAGUUGAUGGGAAGGAUACUCUAUUUAGAACUUGUACCUUUUUUGGAGUCAGUCCUCUGGGAUUCUGUUAUCCAUGAAAAUUUCCUCUUAAAUCAAUUACAACAUAAUUCCUCUGAAUGUUUGUUGGCAACAUGGAGAACAUCAGUUAUUAGUAAUUUGUGUUAAGUUCAGUUCAGGACUGUGGGCCAUUAAAUCUCCUUGGAGACUAACAUACCAGUAGGCUUUUGUCCAUCCUUACCUCAAUGCCCUGCAGUCAUACAGACUGUAUAUACUGUAUCCAAACUGGAAGAUUUAUCUCUUAAAAGAAUUUAAAAACAAAUAUAAUAGCUGUGCUUAGUUUUCUAACAUGUCUCUCUUUUAGUUCAGCUUUUUGAUUUUCUUGUCUGAAUUUCUCCAAAGUGUUCUGAGGCUUACAGCACGAGUGUGUCAAUCCCAGUUAUUACAAUCAAGGUUAAGCAUCUGUACAUGUGUACAGGCAGAUACAUGUAUGAAUUUGUUUUUAUAUGUGAUAUGCAAACACAUUGAGAAAUGUUUAUUUUACUGAACAGGUCAGGUUAUGUUCAUCUGUGUUAGCAAGAGAUGACUGAGUUUAGGAAUUGUUUUGCAUUUGUUGCGAUAACUGAUUUCUACAUUUUGAGAUGUCUUGAGGUGAAGCACAGUGUUUAAAACAUUUUAGCAUGACACUCAUGUCAUAGCCAAAAAAAAAGGUUUCAACCUUAAAUGCACCCUCUGCUCUCUCUGUAUCUUGGGGUUGUUUCUUAGUAACUUUAAACAGCAUCCUCAGUUUGUUCCAGUAUCAUUAGCUUCAGAUUAGCUAUGCUGGGGCAGAAGCUGCCUUUGAAAAAGAAACUAGAGAUUCAGCUCUGGACGGUACCAUCUGUAACAAAACUCUUUAGCAAGCUGCAUCGUGACUCGCUGAGCAGUCUCAGCUGAAACAAAUGGUAAUAUCUUUGUAUUCGCUAUAAUGUAAACAACAGGACAUGGAUUUGCCAUUGAAGUGCAUCCUGUGUAGUUGCAGGAUUAGGGCAUUUCACUCCUUUGUUUUGUUCUUUUUGUGUAUUUUCUCCUUUCGGUAACGCUUUAAAAGAUAUAGAUGUUUUUUAUGGUAAAAUCAUCAAAGGCUUUGUCUUUAUAAAGUCAUAAUUGUCAAUAAAUGGUAUGUAUUGAA
This is a messenger RNA of Seriola aureovittata, 3386 nucleotides long. It is a transcript of the gene map2k2b, whose product is annotated as mitogen-activated protein kinase kinase 2b. Gene Ontology annotation, molecular function: ATP binding; protein kinase activity. The record is from RefSeq and is a predicted model, not a curated record. Lineage: Eukaryota; Metazoa; Chordata; Actinopteri; Carangiformes; Carangidae. Gene Ontology annotation, biological process: protein phosphorylation. The transcript is spliced from 11 exons. Bases 872 to 2059 code for a protein of 395 amino acids.